Molecule: messenger RNA, 1290 nt
Organism: Acanthosepion pharaonis
Lineage: Eukaryota; Metazoa; Mollusca; Cephalopoda; Sepiida; Sepiidae
Source: the annotation of a GenBank genome assembly
AUGAUUGAACGCCAUUCCAACAUCCUAUUCCGUUAUAAUGCAUUUUUUCGAUUUAUUGGAGGUUCUACUACGUUUUCUUUCUUUCUUUAUUUCUUUCUUUCUUUCUUUCUUUCUUUUACAUCACUUACUCAUAUCUCUUACUUUUUCUUUCUUACUGUGACUGAUAUUGUUUAUGUUCUUUCGUCCCUUUUUUCUCAUACCUUUUAUCCUUCUUUCUUUCUUUUUCUUUCUUUCUUUCUUUCUUUCUUUCUUUCUUUCUUUCUUUUCCAGCAGUAUUUAAAAUCCUUCUUUUCUUUGAUGAUCUAUCCUUCAUUGGUUCUUUCUUUCUUGCUUGCUUUCUCAAUAUUUCCACUCCUUUCUUUUUUAUCCUUCAUUUUAUCUGCUUCUUUCUUUCUUUCUUUCUUUCUUUCUUUCUUUCUUUCUUUCCCAGGAUCACCUUUUUUUCUUUGGUUUUUCAUUCGCCGUGUUUCUGUUUUGUUUUUUCAUUCGCCUUUUUCAUGUGUUUUUUUUUCAUUGACUUUUUACUUUGUUUUUUCAUUCACUUUGUUCCUUUUAUUUUCAUUCACCUUUUUUCUUUGUUUUUCAUUCAUUUUGUUCCUUUGGUUUUCAUUCACAUUUCUCCUUUGUUUUUUCAUUCAUUUUGUUUCUUUGGUUUUCAUUGACAUUUUUCUUUGUCUUUUCAUUCACUUUGUUUCUUUUAUUUUCAUUCACCUUUUUUCUUUGUUUUUCAUUCAAUAUGUUCCUUUGGUUUUCAUUCACAUUUUCCCUUUGUUUUUUCAUUCAUUUUUCCUUUGUUUUUUUCCUUUCACUUUUUUUCCUUUUUUAUCAUCCAUCUUUUUCCUUUAUUCUUUUCAACUCUCUUCUUUAUUCCUGCUAAUCUUCGUUGCCUCUUCAUUGUCUUAUUAUAAACGUCUUUCAGCUGUUAAAUUUUCGGUGAUUUCAUUAUUCAAAUUUUUAUUUCUUUUUCAUCAUUCAAUUUCUUUCAUUAUUCAAAUUUUUAUUUGUUUUUCAUCAUUCAAUUUCUUUCAUUAUUCAAAUUUUUAUUUGUUUUUCAUCAUUCAAUUUCUUUCAUUAUUCAAAUUUUUAUUUCUUUUUCAUCAUUCAAUUUCUUUCAUUAUUCAAAUUUUUAUUUGUUUUUCAUCAUUCAAUUUCUUUCAUUAUUCAAAUUUUUAUUUCUUUUUCAUCAUUCAAUUUCUUUCAUUAUUCAAAUUUUUAUUUCUUUUUCAUCAUUCAAUUUCUUUCAUUAUUCAAAUUUUUUAUUUCUUUUUCAUCAUUCAAUUUCUUUCAUGA